Messenger RNA from Eleginops maclovinus (Patagonian blennie), 974 nucleotides. RefSeq names its product odorant receptor 131-2-like. The transcript is spliced from 2 exons. Gene Ontology annotation, cellular component: membrane. Bases 6 to 974 code for a protein of 322 amino acids. Lineage: Eukaryota; Metazoa; Chordata; Actinopteri; Perciformes; Eleginopidae. Gene Ontology annotation, molecular function: odorant binding; G protein-coupled receptor activity; olfactory receptor activity. Gene Ontology annotation, biological process: G protein-coupled receptor signaling pathway; detection of chemical stimulus involved in sensory perception of smell. The record is from RefSeq and is a predicted model, not a curated record.
UCAGAAUGAAUUCCUCGUCUCUUGGCUUUAACGUGUCCGUCGUUGGGAGAGGUCGAGACUCCUUCAGUACGGCUGUGGCUAAAAAUGUGAUCGUCCUGGCUCUGGGCCUCAUCAUCAACUACAUCAACGGGGCUCUGAUACACACCUUCAGGAAACACCAGAUAUUCUACCUGAAUCCCCGCUACAUCCUCUUCAUCCACCUGGUGGUGAACGACAUGAUCCAGAUGACCUUAACCAUCAGCCUGUUUGUAUUAAGCUACAUCUCCAACAAAAUCAAUGUUUCCUUAUGCUGCGUCAUCCUCCUCUUAGUGGUCUUCACCACACUCAACACUCCGAUAAAUCUGGCCGUGAUGGCGGUGGAGUGCUUCAUCGCCAUCUGUUUGCCGCUGCGGCACACUGAGCUUUGCACCGUCCAAAGGAUUUAUAUUCUGAUUGCAUGGAUGUGGACCAUGAGUGUGGUUAUAACGAUGCCAGAUGUGUUUCUUAUUCUGGCAACAGAGCCCAUAGAGCUGUUUUACUCCACAAUUAUAUGUAAUAAGGAUAGCCUGUUCAACCACCCUGUGCACCUGGAAAAGCGGGAUGUUUCCUACAUUAUCUACCUAAUCUGUGUUUGGCUCACUUUGUUUUUCACUUACGUUAAGAUCUUCUUAGCUGCUAAAUCAGCUAAAUCAGCUAAGGGUAGCGGAGAUGCAAAGAAAGCCAGAAAUACAAUCCUGCUCCAUGGCUUUCAGCUCCUGUUGUGUAUGCUAACGUAUGUAGCACAUAUGAUUCACAAGGCUCUGUAUUACACUUUCCCUGAAAACUUUACGCAUGUCCUCUUCAUAAGCUAUAUCAUCGUGCAGAUCCUCCCCAGGUUUCUCAGUCCCAUCGUGUACGGGCUGCGAGACAAGACGUUUAGGCAGCAUUUGAAAAAGCAUCUAAUGUGUUCAGCUACAAGCAAGAAUCAAACCAUGGCCUGGAGCAAAGACUUCUAA